Molecule: messenger RNA, 454 nt
Organism: Penaeus vannamei (Pacific white shrimp)
Lineage: Eukaryota; Metazoa; Arthropoda; Malacostraca; Decapoda; Penaeidae
Source: RefSeq, a predicted model, not a curated record
CGUUCGUAUCCCAAUGACAACACUCCGAAACCACAACAUCAUUGUUUGUUUACAAUAGUGCAUUUGUCACAUUCAAUUGAAUCCGUGCGCAAAGAUGAUAGCCGAAAAUACAUCAUUUAAUGUCCACCAGACAGCCUAUGAAGGAAGAUAUGAGGAACUUAAGAUUAAAGUUUUAGCCAACAACAGACUCCUCACCCAAACUGAUGAUAGUGGACGACAGGCUCUUCAUUGGGCUUCAUGUGGAGGACAUGAGGAGAUUGCAAGUUUUCUGAUUGAGCAUGGAGCCCCAGUCGACAGUUCUGAUGAUUGUGGCUGGACACCUCUCAUGAUUGCUUCUUCAGCUGGACGAGAGCAAGUUGUCAGGCUUCUGAUUGGUCGUGGAGCAGAUGUUAAUUUUCAGAACAAUGGUGAUCACUCAGCCCUUCAGUACGCAUCGUCAAAAGAUCACUAUGAG